AAAGCAGGAUGUGGAGGGUAUUCCAAUAUCCCGGACAGGAGCGGUACACCAGCGUUGCAGUGUCAGUUCAAAACCAAAUGAGGUGUCAAAGCCCCAGAAAUGACGCUUUCAAGUACAUGACAGACACAAAGCAGGAUGUGGAGGCUGUGCCAAUAUCCCCGACCAGUGCGGUACACCAGGGUUGCAGUGUCGGUUCAAAACAUGAUGAGGUGUCAAAGCCCCAGAUAAAUGACGCUUUCAAGCACAUCACUGAUGGCGUGCAGGAAGAUGUGGAGGCUGUGCCAAUAUACCCGACCAGUGCGGUACACCAGGGUUGCAGUGUCGGUUCAAAACCAAAUGAGGUGUCAAAGCCCCAGAUAAAUGACGCUUUCAAGCACAUGACUGACACAAAGCAGGAUGUGGAGGCUGUGCCAAUAUCCCCGACCAGUGCGGUACACCAGGGUUGCAGUGUCGGUUCAAAACAAGAUGAGGUGUCAAAGCCCCAGAUAAAUGACGCUUUCAAGCACAUCACUGACACAAAGCAGGAUGUGGAGGCUGUGCCAAUAUCCCCGACCGCAGCUGUACAUCAGGGUUGCAGUGUCGGUUCAAAACAAGAUGAGGUGUCAAAGCCCCAUAUAAAUGACGCUUUCAAGCACAUCACUGACAAUGGUGUAAACAGUGAGAGUGAGGAUAGCAAUGAUGAAGAGGAAAUUCAUGAAGCAGAUGACUUGACUGAAAAUGCCAUAGAGGAAGAUAUGGAGACUGUGCCAGUAUCCACACUGGGUGCUGUACAGGGCUGUAGUGUCAGAUCUAAUCCGGAUAAGGUGACAGAGCCCAAGAAAAGUGGCAAUAACCGGCCCAAGACUGGAGAAGUAGUGAAGCUUACAGAACAUCAGCACAGGCUACUUAAAACUUUGUUCAAAACAAAUAUAGCAAUGAGAAGGGAACUACAGAAAGAUGAGUGUGAAAAGGUUUCUAGGAAACAUGACGCUCUUCAGAACCUCACCUGGAAAAAAAUUAAGAACACUGUCCAUAAUUGGAUAAUGGCUGAGAAACGGAAAACAAAAAGAUAUUAACAUUCAGAAUGUAAGGCUAAUUUACUGAAAUGGAUCGUCAUUAUGUGACUGAAUUACUGUAAAGGAUAAGCACUAUUAGACUAAUUGUUAAUCAUUAUGUGAUUGAAUUGUUGUAAAGAAUGAGAACUGUAAGGCUAAUUAUCCCCCGCCAUAGGCGGAGGGAUAUUGUUUUGGCGUUGUCCGUCCGUCUGUCCGUCCGGCACUGUUGUGUCCGGAGCCAUACUUUGGAAGUGCUUUGGCGGAUUUCAUUGAAACUUGGUAUGAGUGUAUAUAUGGAUAAGAGGAUGAUGCACGCCAAAUGGCAUUGUACACCAUCUGUUAAUAACGGAGUUAUGGCCCUUUGUAUCUUGAAAAAAUGCUUUUUAAUAUAAGCUUAGAGAUUUAUUUCCAUUAACACAUGAGCCAGAGCCACGAAACUUGCCAUGGCUGUUCUCAAUCAUCUGGGGGUGCUUCACAUUCAACACCCAUAAUCCUAGGGGCUAAAGUCAAGGUCACACAUUGAGGUCAAAGGUCACAAAUUUGAUGAAUUCUUCAUUAUUUAGUUAUUCCUUUACUAUGCAUCAAGGUAUUCACAUCAAGGGUCAAGGUUACACAAAUGCUUCAUGUAAGGUUGUACGCUAAACCCCUAAACUGACCAGCAUUUUUCCCAUAAUUAUGUAUACAUCUUUGUACUUAAAAUUACAGGUUAGAGAUUUUGUGCUCCAUCAAGGGAGAGCAUAUAGUCGCUAACUUGUCUGUCCUUCCUUCUCUCAUAAUUAUAUUCCGCCAAAGGCGGAGGGAUAUCAAAUUGGUGUUGUCCAUCCGUCCAUCUGUCAGUAUGUUCAUCCGUCUGAUUUGCACCCAUCCUUGAACAAAAUGUAUGUGGCGGGGGAUAUCAUUUCAACAAAUUUGCUUGUUGAUCAUCAUUUUAAGAUUGAUCAUCUGUAAAGGAUAAACAUUGUAAGGCUAAUUGAUCAUCAUUAUGUGAUCGUCAUUGAUUAUAUGUACAGUGAUUGAAUUACUGCAGAGUGUGAGCAAUGUUAAGCUAAUUGAUCAUCAAUGAGUACUGUGAGGCUACUUUUAAUCCUCAUUAUGUGACUGAAUUACUGCAGAGGACAGGCACUUUUAUGCUAAUUGAUCGUCAUUGAUUAUAUGUACAGUGAUUGAAUUACUGCAGAGUAUGACCACUAUUGGGCUAAUUGGCCAUCAUUAUAUAAUUGUCGUGUAAUUGGAUUGCUGUAGAGAAUGAGCACUGUUAAGGUGAUUGACCAUCAAUAUAUGGCAAAAAUACUAUAGAGAAACAACACUGUCUGGAUAAUUAAUCAUCAUUUAAUGAAAGAAAUACUGUAAAUACUUAUAAAACAGUUCAGUAUGAGCUUAUUUCAUGUAGUAGUAAUUCCUUUUUAGGUGUUCUUUUGUUAUUUCAAACAAGGUUUAACAAUGUUCUAGUUAUUAUUUGAGUAACUUGUUUUUAUUGUUUAAGCAAUUCUGAAAUAGUUUAUUAUAUUUUUAUGUCCCCCACUAUAGUAGUGGGGACAUAUUGUUUUUGCCCUGUCUGUUGGUCUGUUGGUCCGUUUGUCUGUUGGUCUGUCUGUUUGCGCCAACUUUAACAUUUUGCAAUAACUUUUGCUAUAUUUAAGAUAGCAACUUCAUAUUUGGCAUGCAUGUGUAUCUCAUGAAGCUGCACAUUUUGAUUGGUGAAAGGUCAAGGUCAUCCUUCAAGGUCAGAGGUCAAAUAUAUGUGGCCAAAAUCGCUCAUUUUAUGAAUACUUUUGCAAUAUUGAAGAUAGCAACUUGAUAUUUGGCAUGCAUGUGUAUCUCAUGGAGCUGCACAUUUUGAGUGGUAAAAGGUCAAGGUCAUCCUUCAAGGUCAGAGGUCAGAUAUAUGUGGCCCAAAACGCUUAUUUUAUAAAUACUUUUGCAAUAUUGAAGAUUGCAACUUGAUAUUUGGCAUGCAUGUGCAUCUCAUGGAGCUGCACAUUUUGAGUGGUGAAAGGUCAAGGUCAUCCUUCAAGGUCAGAGGUCAAAUAUAUGUGGCCCAAAUCGCUUAUUUUAUGAAUACUUUUGCAAUAUUGAAGAUAGCAACUUGAUAUUUGGCAUGCAUGUGUAUCUCAUGGAGCUGCACAUUUUGAGUGGUGAAAGGUCAAGGUCAUCCUUCACAAGGUCAAGGUCAUCCUACAAGGUCAAACAUCAUAUAGGGGGACAUUGUGUUUCACAAACACAUCUUGUUAUUUCAAAAGAUAAAUCUAGACAGAUCAUGUUUAUUAUAUAUGUUUAUUAGCUCACCUGAUAUUAUAUAUCAUACAAUUAACACUUUAGAAUUUUUGCUCAUGCCUUUUUGCCUUCGGUAUUUUAUAUUUCUGAGCAAUUCUGAUACUAAAACUUUGUUGGUUUCCUAAAAUGUGCUCAUUAGGGUGUUUAUAUCCCUUUGGCAAACAUUUGAGCUUGAAAAUGUUCGAAUUUAAAUAACUUCUUUAUUACCGAUAGGAAUUGAUCUCUCGUAAGGGAUUUAUUGAAUGACUGCACUGAUAUAAAUAUUGCCAUAACCAUUAUCGAAUAAUCUUGGAUAUAACACUGAGAAACUUGUGGCUGCAUGUUUACUUGAAUGAAUGCUGUGGUGUCUUUAGGUCUUUUAUGUAGUACCACAUGUUGUUUGAUGGAUUCAAUGCCAGAGUUCAAAACAGAUUUUCUACUUAUAUUUUCUCAGUUUAUUAUUGACCUCCUGUAAGGGACCUUUCUCCAUGACUGCGCUCAUAUAAAUACUGCCAAGCUCCAGCAGGAGGGGUGUUUUUGACUCCUGGUGUUGCGUUACUUUGUAAAAAUUUUGGCCCAAUCUUAAUGAAACUUGGUCAUAAUGUUACUAUUGAUGAGUUCCACAUUGGGUUGUUUUGAGAAAAAAUUAGGUCACUGGGUCAAUUUAUAGAAAGACCUUGUUAACACUCGAAAAGUUCUCAAUUUGGUCCCAAUCUUGCUGAAACUUGGUCAUAAUGUUACCCUCUAAAAUCUUAGACAAGGUUGUUAUUGGAUUGUCCAGACUCAAAAACUAGGUGUUACUUGCUUGAAGACAAGAAUUUGGGGAGUAAUGGUCCCUUUACACUUAGAAAUACAUGUAUCAUGAUUUUCGAUAAAAAAAUUCAUUUCAGUCCAGGUUUUCUUGUUAACCAUGCACACUAUUGGGAAUAGUUGUUUACCAUCAUGGCCUUCACCUUUUACUGACAAGCUCUCUUUCUACUGACAAGCACUUCGAAUAGUUGAGGGCGAUGAGACAGUUCUUAUUGCAUAAUUAUUAAUAUGCAAGUAAGCUAUAGAAAAACAGCUAUAGUUUAUUUAGUUCCUCAUGUUUAAAUACUUCCUUACAAAUAGUUUAUUAAUUUUUGUUCCUCGUGUUAAAAUACUUCCUUAUAAUAAAAGUUACGAAUUCUUGA
Molecule: messenger RNA, 4459 nt
Organism: Dreissena polymorpha
Lineage: Eukaryota; Metazoa; Mollusca; Bivalvia; Myida; Dreissenidae
Exons: 8
Coding region: 9-1055 (348 amino acids)
Source: RefSeq, a predicted model, not a curated record